AUGAUUGGAGGAAAUCCACUUGCCCUGCUCACUCGUCCCAUGCAGGCCAUUAGUUCAGCCUGUCUGUCUGUCUGUCUGUCUGUCUAUGUGCCUGCCAGCCUCGCGCCUCCUCUUGGCUGUGCCACCUGCGUCCUGAAAACUUGUGGUGAAGUAGACCUGCCAUCACACCACCACGGUCCAGCCUCACUUGAGCCGCAGGCCCACCGGCAGGUUGAUUCGCCGCUUGUCUGUCAAUCCCUUGGUUCUAAGCCCAAGGUCGUUUUGCUCUUGUCUUAUAUUCGACGACACUUGGUUCUCAAAAAUAGGGAAUUAAAAGGGAGGAAGAAUCGAUUUUGCGUUGGAUCUUUGACUGGAUCUUUGACUGGAUCUUUGACUGGAUCUUUGACUGGAUCUUUGACUGGAUCUUCUGAAAAGGUAGGCAAACGCACUGUCAUCUUCUCAACUUCCACUUUUCUGUGUUUCUCUUUUCAAAAUCCACGUAGAGCAAUGCUUUCUCUAAUCGAUUGUUAUUGUCAGCAACGCCAAAAUCUAUAG
Protopolystoma xenopodis is the source of this 534-nucleotide messenger RNA. NCBI's taxonomy places the organism in Eukaryota, Metazoa, Platyhelminthes, Monogenea, Polystomatidea, Polystomatidae. The record is from the annotation of a GenBank genome assembly.